UCUGUGGUACUGUUGGAAAUAACCUGUCAUGUAGAGGGCUCAAAAUGCCUUCAUCAAUAACUUUUUUCUCUCUUUUUUUGGAACUCAUUGCUGGUUAAAGUUUGCUGUUGCAUAGUGUUAUGUGAGCAGAAGAGUCCAGCCAUGCAGCUAAAUGAGUCUGGAGUUCAAACCUCAGCUCCAGAGCCAUGUGAGCAGCCAAUGAUAUUGGAGGACAUUGCUGGAAACUGUAGCGGAGGAUCCACCAGCAACCUGUCGCUGCACUGCUGGCUGCAGCUGCUCACCAGGGACUCCAUCAUGGAAUUUCAAGGGGACAACUCCAGUCUGGUGGUGCGUGUGAUGAUCGCAUGUGUCUACUCUAUAGUCUGUGCCCUGGGGCUGGUGGGAAACUCUUUGGCGCUGUAUCUGCUGCACUCACGUUACCGGCAGAAGCAGUCAUCAAUUAAUUGCUUUGUGAUGGGACUGGCUAUUACAGACCUUCAGUUUGUGCUGACGUUACCUUUCUGGGCGGUGGACACCGCCUUGGACUUCCGCUGGCCGUUUGGACGUGUGAUGUGUAAAAUCAUCAGCUCUGUCACAACCAUGAACAUGUACGCUAGUGUCUUCUUCCUCACAGCGAUGAGCAUGGCACGUUAUUACUCCAUCUCCUCUUCACUGAAGAUGCACAGCCGGCGGACGGCAGCUGCCAGAGCCAAGUGGACAAGCCUAGGCAUCUGGGCUGUCUCCCUGCUGGCCACUCUGCCUCACGCCAUCUUCUCCACCAGCGUCCAGGUGUCAGAUGAGGAGCUCUGCCUGGUGCGCUUCCCAGACUCAGGCAGGUGGGAUCCACAGAUACUUUUGGGUCUCUACCAGCUGCAGAAAGUCCUCCUGGGAUUCCUUAUUCCUCUGAUCAUAAUCACUGUCUGCUACCUGCUGCUCCUACGCUUUAUCCUCAGCCGACGUAUCACAGGUGCAGCAGAUCCAGAGGUGGAGCAGAACCGGCAAAGUCGUCGUUCGAGAGUGACCAAGUCCAUCGCCAUCGUGGUUCUGUCCUUCUUUCUGUGCUGGCUGCCCAAUCAGGCGCUGACACUGUGGGGAGUGCUAAUUAAGUUUGACCUUGUGCCCUUCAGCAAAGCCUUCUACAACACUCAGGCCUAUGCCUUCCCCCUGACGGUAUGCCUGGCUCACACAAACAGCUGCCUCAACCCUGUGCUCUACUGCCUGAUCCGCCAGGAGUUUCGGGCAGGUUUGAAGGAGCUUCUUCUUCACGCCACGCCUUCCUUUAGAAGCCUGACUCAUCUAUUCCCUCGCAAGGUAAAAGUAGCCGAGGCACCGCCUGUUCUGGUACUCGUCCAAAUGGAUGUCUGAGAUGGACAGGUUACAGUGAAGGAGUGAAUGAAUAAAACAUAAAGUGGAAAAGCCAAACCUUCAUAUACUAUGACUGAUCUGGAUUUAUAAACUAAUGACGCAUUUACCUCCAUCCUGUCAACACAGAAUAUGAAAUAUAUUUUUGGCUUAAACAACAUUAUCAUAAUGGACUGCUCAGAGGGUUGUGCCCUAUUUUCACUGCCUGCUCCAAGAUUCUUUCUGCUGCAGAAAUAUUUAUUUGUUUUACAGUGACUCUCUCUCUCAUCGGUUUUGUCUUUGCAUUACUUUCAGCUUCUGAGAGACAAAACAAGUCUCAAAAAAAUAUUUUUCAAGAUAUAUUUAACACUGUAAAUGAUAAAUGAGAUUCAC
Labrus bergylta (ballan wrasse) is the source of this 1713-nucleotide messenger RNA. It is a transcript of the gene rxfp3.2b, whose product is annotated as relaxin family peptide receptor 3.2b. Gene Ontology annotation, cellular component: membrane; external side of plasma membrane. Gene Ontology annotation, molecular function: C-C chemokine binding; C-C chemokine receptor activity. Lineage: Eukaryota; Metazoa; Chordata; Actinopteri; Labriformes; Labridae. Gene Ontology annotation, biological process: G protein-coupled receptor signaling pathway; positive regulation of cytosolic calcium ion concentration; immune response. The record is from RefSeq and is a predicted model, not a curated record.